AUGGCCCCAGACUAUGUGAUGACAAUCGAGUCUGACGACGAGGGGGGCAUAGAGGGCGAUGGGCCAACUAUUGACCCGGGGUUUAGCUUUGAUGUUGCCGGAGGCGCUUUGACCGGAGCGGGCGAUGCUUGGGAUAGCGCCGACGUAGUGCACAGCGGAUCCAAGCCGGAGCCCAUAUCAGUAGACGACAUUAUAGCGCGGCGCAAACUCAGGGCCCAGGCGGAGGGCAGCUUGAAGCGCAAGCGACACGAGGCAGACCAAGACCAAGACACCAGCGACGAAGAGGCCUCCCAGGGGGAGAGCUCGGGGGAAGAGUUGAGCUCGGACAACGAUUCUGCCUUUGGCGGUGCCGUGGAGGAAGCCCACCACGAUGAGGAUGACCCCCUGUCAGACUCGGAUUCGAGCAAUGGCCCAGCCUCAGAGGCAGAGGGCGAUGACACUGGCUCUCAAUCUGACUCGGAUGCCGACUCGGAUGUCGAAACCCCCGCCCAAAAAGCUGCCAAGGCUGCAUACUUUGCACCAUCUCCUACAGACGCACAAGUACAUACAUCAUUCACAAGCAUGAACCUAUCUCGACCCCUCCUCCGUGCCCUGACUUCAGCCGGGUUUAACUCCCCCACCCCCAUCCAAGCUGCUACUAUACCAGUUGCACUUCUCGGUAAGGAUGUGGUAGGUGGUGCAGUCACAGGCUCAGGUAAAACCGCCGCAUUUAUCAUCCCUAUUCUCGAGCGACUUUUAUACCGAUCCCGCGAUGCUCAUACCCGCGUACUCGUACUCGUGCCUACUCGUGAACUUGCUGUUCAGUGUCACGCUGUCGCUGAAAAGCUUGGGACGUUUACCGAUGUUCGAUGCGCACUCAUCGUCGGUGGUCUUUCCCUCAAAGCACAGGAAGCCACAUUACGAACUCGACCUGACUUGGUUGUGGCUACCCCGGGUAGACUGAUUGACCACCUGCGUAACUCUCGUUCUUUUGCACUGGAUGCAUUAGACGUACUGGUGCUGGACGAAGCAGACCGAAUGCUCUCGGACGGCUUCGCGGACGAACUCAAAGAGAUUGUUCAGUCUUGUCCAACAGGUCGCCAAACCAUGCUAUUUUCGGCAACUAUGACUGACGACGUGGAAACACUCAUUCGCCUCUCCCUCCGACACCCCGUUCGACUCUUUGUCGACCCGUCUAAACAAACCGCCCGUGGACUCGUUCAAGAAUUCGUCCGUGUACGCGCAGGAAAAGAGGCCGAACGUCCAGCUUUGCUCGUCGCUCUUUGCCAGCGCACCGCUCGAAAAGGUGUCAUCAUUUUCUUCAGGAGCAAAAAAUUGGCACAUCAGUUCCGGGUCGUGUUUGGGUUGUGUGGGUUAAAGGCAUUGGAACUGCAUGGAGAUCUAACACAAGAGCAGCGUCUGAACGCGCUCACCAAAUUCCGCUCAGGCGAAGCCGACUAUCUUCUAGCUACCGACCUUGCAUCGCGCGGUUUGGACAUCAGAGGCAUCGAGACAGUCAUCAACUAUGACAUGCCAGGUCAAAUCGAGCAAUAUGUCCAUCGUGUGGGCCGAACAGCACGUGCGGGAAAGAAAGGACGGUCAAUUACACUGGUGGGCGAGGCAGAUCGGAAGAUGCUCAAGGCAGCGAUCAAACGCAGUGAAGCUGACAAGAUCAGACAUCGCGUCGUACCGAGCGAAGUCGUGGCCUCAGUUGUGGAAAAAUUGGAGGAGCUCAAGGGAGAGGUCGAGGAAGUCCUCAAAGAGGAAAAGGAAGAAAAAUUGUUGCGGACUGCAGAAAUGGAAUUAAAAAAGGGCCAGAAUAUGAUCACCCACGAAGAAGAGAUAUUCGGCCGACCCAAGCGAACGUGGUUCCAGACUGACAAGGAAAAGGAAAAGGCAGCUGCGAUUAGCAAGCAGCAAUAUGAAAAAGGGUUUACUUCAAACGUGGACCUUGGAAAGAAAGAUAACAAAUCCAAGGAUAAAGAUGAAGACAAACCUAAACGUGACAAAUUCUCUGGCCUUACUCGGCGUGCAAAGAGACGCAAACUUGCACGGGAGGCUGAUGCCGAGUUUAAUGAUCAGCAUGCAACUGAUGCAGCGAUCCGGAGCGCCAAACGAGCCCAGCGACCGGGGAAAAUUGGUGAACCAGUCAAGAAAUUUGACCCCAAGGCAGGCAAAAAGAAGUCCAAGUCCAAGAUUCGUAAGGUUGGGUUUGAUAGAGAUUUGGCAGAUAGGGGAAGUGCCCAGGCAAGAGAAGGAAUGAGGGCCAAAAAGGGUGAGGGUAUCAAAGCAUUGAAACCCAAGCAAUCCAAGGGAGCAGGCAAAAAGGCGGCCGCGGGCAAGCGCCGUUGA
This is a messenger RNA of Rhizoctonia solani, 2331 nucleotides long. RefSeq names its product DEAD/DEAH box helicase. Gene Ontology annotation, molecular function: nucleic acid binding; RNA helicase activity; ATP binding. The record is from RefSeq and is a predicted model, not a curated record. The coding region runs from base 1 to 2331 and encodes 776 amino acids. Lineage: Eukaryota; Fungi; Basidiomycota; Agaricomycetes; Cantharellales; Ceratobasidiaceae. The transcript has 7 exons.